This is a messenger RNA of Perkinsus marinus ATCC 50983, 627 nucleotides long. RefSeq lists its product as hypothetical. Bases 1 to 627 code for a protein of 208 amino acids. The transcript is spliced from 9 exons. Gene Ontology annotation, biological process: cilium assembly. NCBI's taxonomy places the organism in Eukaryota, Perkinsozoa, Perkinsida, Perkinsidae. Gene Ontology annotation, cellular component: axoneme; ciliary basal body. The record is from RefSeq and is a predicted model, not a curated record.
AUGGAGUAUUACGCCACUUCACGUGGUAAAAUUGCUGAUAAAAGGAAGACAGAGUCGAAGAUUACAGAUGAGAAGUAUAAGGAUUUCCUCAGGAAAGUUCACUCAGCUCGAGAGGCGCUGAUUCGGCAAGAAGUUGAUAGUCGUGAAGCUAUCGAUGAGCUGCGAGCAGUGUUGGAGAAUAAGCAAGCUAAAGUGGCCGAAGACUUCAAGAGGCAUGUGGCUCGCGAUAGUGAGUACAUGCGCAGCGGGAAGAAGAUACCGUUGAAAAUCAUCCAGGAAGUUGAAGAUUUCGAAUUAGACAAGAACGCGGAGCUCGAAGAGGCUCGGGCCACCCAUAUCACGUUGAAAAAUAGGCUCGUGAAAUUAGAAGCAGAAUUACGUGGAAGGGAUCAGCUUGCGGAAGGACUUCAUAUCAUAGAUUUCGAACAGUUGAAGAUUGAAAAUCAGACAUUAAGUGAAAAGAUUGGAGAACGCCAAGAGCAGGUACAGGAGCUGAAGAAGAAGAUUAUCACGACUAUACAGGUAUUGGCUCAUAUGCGAGAGAAGAUGGGGUUUCUCGAGAAGCGAGGGGGGAGUAUUCAUUCCUCCCUCACUGAACUCGAUAAGGAUCCUGGAUGGUCCCCCUGA